AUGCAGCAGACCGGCACUCGCUUUUCGAGGGAGGCGAAAGGCCAGCAGCAAAACUCUUUUCGCAGAGCAACAGCAGCUGUCCUAACGCCAAAGCGUGCGUGCGGCGGUGGCGACUGCGCGCUCGAAGUUGGGCGCCUUUCGGGCUUGGUGGAGCAAGGCGAAAAGGUUGUGAGCGAACUCCUCGCCUCAAUGCGCGCGCUGAAGGAGCGGAACAAGGAGCUGAAUGAGCGCGACGUCUUGCGCUCCGCCGAGCUCAAAGCGGCUGACGAGCUCGGCGCGCGCGUCAGGGCGCUCGAGGAGAAGAACUCUCAGCUGGGAGCGAAUUUCGCGCGGAUGGUGGAGUUAGCUGCCACAGAACGCCAAGCGGCGCAGGAGCGGGAGGCGGCGCUGCAACAGCAGCUCUCCAAGAAGGUCGGAGCGGAGGAGGAGCGAGCGCGUGAGCACGAGGAGGCGCUCGAGGAGCUGCGGAUCAACUUGGGGUUGGAGCGGAGGAGGCGAGAGAAGGAACUGAAGCAGCAGGUCAACAGCGCAGAGGCUGCUCUCGAGAUUGAGAAGCGGCGCCUCCCAUCACCAAUUUGCAGCCUGUGCGGCAACAAGGCCCUCGAGUCCGAGGGCCUAGCGCCCCUGUCCCUGCCAGCGGAUCGGAUCGCUGAGCCGCCGACGCCGCAACGCCUCUCAAAGCGCACGUUGGGUCGCACGGCGGAGCACCCCGCGCUCGAUCCCACACCGCCGACGGACACAGGGGCUGCUGUGCGUGCAGCCGUGCAGAGGGCAAAUGCCCGCGUCGUUGUCCGCGCCAGCGUGCACCAGGCGUGUUGUCGUCUUCAACUCGGGGUGGAGGCUUGA
Messenger RNA from Emiliania huxleyi CCMP1516, 846 nucleotides. RefSeq lists its product as hypothetical. The transcript has a single exon. Bases 1 to 846 code for a protein of 281 amino acids. NCBI's taxonomy places the organism in Eukaryota, Haptophyta, Isochrysidales, Noelaerhabdaceae. The record is from RefSeq and is a predicted model, not a curated record.